AUGGGCAGCGAGGCCGUCCAGGAUGGACGAACAUGGAAGCAGUAUUUCCCCAAAGGCGACCUUUGGGUGUUUGGAUACGGGAGCUUGAUAUGGAAACCACCGCCUCAUUUUGAUAAACGUGUGCCUGGAUAUAUCAAUGGAUACGUUCGGCGAUUCUGGCAGGCCAGUACCGAUCAUCGCGGAACCCCGGAACAGCCGGGACGAGUAGUCACAGUGAUUGAAAGAUCCUUCUGGGACACUCUAGACGAUCCUCAAAAAGAUCUCGAAUCCUCAGCAACAUCCACCCUCUGGGGUGCCGCGUACCACAUCCCCGCUUCCCACGCAGAGGAAGUUCACGAUUAUCUGGACGUGCGAGAAAUCGACGGCUAUUCGGUGCAUUAUACCCCCUUCUACCCUGUCUUGCCCGAUAGCCCGUCCACCCACGUCCACCCAGCCAAGGGCCAGAGUCCAUUGGUCACGGAAUCUCACCCGUCCGGUCGCUCUCUUCCCGAUGCUGCUACGCCGAUCACAUGCAUGGUGUAUAUCGGGCAGCCGACGAACCCGCAAUUCCUGAGAGACCCGGCCGAGCGAGACCCUGCUUCUGUCGCCGAGGUUAUUAGUGUUGGUCAUGGACAGAGUGGGAGGAAUCCAGAGUACUUGUAUCUAUUGGAGAAGGCCCUGGAGACGCUGGGGCUCGGGUGUGCUGAUGGCCAUGUCACCGAAUUGGUGCGUCGGGUUAAAGCUAUCGAGCAGCAGCAUGACCGCAAGCAUGAGGCUGAUAUCGAGGAAUCAAAUGCCGAGCGAGAGAUCCGUGAGGGUGUUGCUUAUGGGGAGGCUUGA
Talaromyces rugulosus is the source of this 819-nucleotide messenger RNA. RefSeq lists its product as uncharacterized. The record is from RefSeq and is a predicted model, not a curated record. Gene Ontology annotation, molecular function: glutathione specific gamma-glutamylcyclotransferase activity; gamma-glutamylcyclotransferase activity. The transcript has 5 exons. NCBI's taxonomy places the organism in Eukaryota, Fungi, Ascomycota, Eurotiomycetes, Eurotiales, Trichocomaceae. Gene Ontology annotation, cellular component: cytoplasm. Bases 1 to 819 code for a protein of 272 amino acids. Gene Ontology annotation, biological process: glutathione catabolic process.